This is a messenger RNA of Miscanthus lutarioriparius, 210 nucleotides long. NCBI's taxonomy places the organism in Eukaryota, Viridiplantae, Streptophyta, Magnoliopsida, Poales, Poaceae. The record is from the annotation of a GenBank genome assembly.
AUGUCUGCGGCGGCGGCGGCGGCACCGAUGGCCCGCAAGCGUCCGGCACCGGACCAAGAACCGCUCGCCGCAGACGCGAACAAGCGACUGCGGUACAAGAAUCUCAGGAACAUCGACGAGUUCGAGGUAUUCGAGGUGCUCGGGGAGGGCGCCGAGGGCGUCGUGAGCAGGGCGCGCGCGACUGCCGCAGCGGCAAGGAGGUCGCGCUGA